Owenia fusiformis is the source of this 4516-nucleotide messenger RNA. NCBI's taxonomy places the organism in Eukaryota, Metazoa, Annelida, Polychaeta, Sabellida, Oweniidae. The record is from the annotation of a GenBank genome assembly.
GUUUAAAUUCUUGGCGGUUUGAUGUAUUUUGAAAACAUUGCAGCAAAUUCAACCAAAGCUGUAAUAUCUGCAAUAUGUCAUUCUCAAAAUCAAAACGCUUCGUUCAGGCUGAAGCAUGUGCUCCUCCCCCUGGUGCUUAUGACCCCAAACAAGUAGAAAACCAGGGUGGACCAAAUUUUAGUGUUGAUACCAUUGAUCGUUUCAAAUCAUCUAAGGAGAAUAUUCCUGGACCAGGUGCGUUUGACUUGAGUACUUGUAGUAUUGGUAAUGGAUGUGCAAUUACCCCUAGAGCUACUCCACAAAAGAAACUAUUCGUUGAACCGAGUGCUGUUAGUGGAGCCAAGAAAAAACUUCCAGGGAAGUCUGCACCAGAAUUACAGAAGAUAAGAGAACUGGAGAAACAGAUUAAAAAAUUGCUGGCAGAGCGAGUAGAACAGGACAAGAUUCUGAAUUCACGAGAUGAAGAAUUAAAAACUCUGGAUGGAAAAUUGAAACUGGCUCUUAAAGAGAAAAGUUCUCUUGAGGCAAGCAUUGCCCAACAUAGAAAGGAGAUUCAGCAGUUAGCAAAGAGCAAAGACCUCUUGAAGAACAAGGUUGAGGCAGUAGAUACGAACCAAAACAAGAAAGAGGGCAGACUGCAGGAAGACCUUAAGCAGCUACAGGGUGAGCUGUACAAUAAAGAUAGGGAAAUAUGUGAUGUCAGGGACAAGAUGGACUAUACAGUGAAAGUGAUGCAGGCUGAUCUUGAGGCUUCUAACAGUAAUGUCAGAGCAUUAGAGGAACGCAACAAAGCAUUAGAGGAGAGUUACCAACAAGUGGUAAAAGACAAUGAAGGGUUGGAGGAUGAAACCACAAAAAUGUAUGCUAUAUCUGGGGAAUUGAGGAUGCAGCUUCAGCAGGCGCAUCAGGAAAAUGAGACUCUGAACUCGAAGGUUGAACAUAUCAUAGACUCCACUAACGAAAAGAUCAAGAACAUUUCGCAGGAGUUUGAGAAAAUAUCCGAAAAGAAAGACUGGUAUGAACAAGCCCUACAUACCAUGCAGGAAAAUCUAACUGACUCUACAAAUUGUCAGAAUGCACUUAGGGACUAUAGGGAUGCAAUGUCUGUGCAAUUAGACGACCUUGAAGACACAGUUAAGAUGCUAAAAGAGGAAAAGUUUGACGAUGAGGAGACAAUUAGGCAUUUGAAAGGAGAAUUGUUUGCCGUCAGUGAUCUCCUUAAGCAAAGAGAGGAGGAAAUGGAAGAAUUACUCAAACAUGAACAAGUGCUCAAUGAGAAUAUUGUGAACCUGUCCAACAAGUGCCAGGUGUUUGAAAGCAACCUGAAUGUAGCAGAACAAGAACUGAAACAGCAAGAGAAAACACUUAAAAGUGAAAUAGAAGCAAUCAAACAAAGCCACAUUGAGACUAAACAAGAGAGAUCUGAAUUACAGAGCUCUAAUGUAGAACUUCUGAAAAUGCUGGAAAUUGAAAAGGCUGAGAUUGAAGAUCUACAUGCCAAUGUGAAAAAGCUUGAAGCCAAUGUAGAACAACUGACCAGUGAAGUUGACCAACAGAAGGAAACUCUUAGCGAGAUGGAAACGGUUAAAGCAAAUCUCUUGGAGGCAGAAGACACGAUUUUGAACCUAACAUUUGAGAACAGUAAACUGAAAACAGAAAUAGAUGAACUAAUGACUGAACAAGAGAACAACAUAGACUUGGAUGAAGCUGAUGUAAGAGUUACUCAAGAGGAACUAGAAACUGUCAAAACUGAGUGCCAAUCAAUGAAGGAAACACUCAUCCAAUACGAAGCUCAACUUGAGGAUCUAGAAACUGCUAAAUCUGAGUCUGAAUCCUCCAAUAAGAACCUAGAUGCCCUGGUUGAGAAGCUUACCCUUGAACUCGAUGAAGAGCAUGAAAAAUUUGUCAGUCUUAUGAUGGAGAAACUUAAAAUUGACAAUGAAGAGGAAAAUUUACGGAAAAAUCUAUCGCAAUCAAAUCAACGUAUCGAGGAACUAGAAAAGGAAAAUCGUGAUUUGGAUUCUCAAGUUGAAAGACUGACCAUAGAACACGAACAGGAUACAUCAAGGUUUGGCCAUUUGGAAGACGAGAACUCGGAGGAGCUCCACAAUCUAAAAGCAGAGCUUGAAUCUAAGUCUAUAGAGUUUGAACAAUUAGAAGCAAGGCUGAAAAGUGAGAUUGCAGAAUUUAAAACUGACAUUGAAAGGCAUGAAUCAAGAGUAACUACACUGAGUGAAGAACUUGAAAAGAAGACUAAGAGUGAGGAGAAAGCUGGUGAAGAACUGAUCACACUUAAAGCCAAGUAUGAGGAGUUGAAGAUUGAGUCCAGCAGUAAAUUGAAGACUAUGGAAGAGAAGAUCUCUAGUUGCCGCCAAGAGACAGUUGAGGCCAAUAAGAGAUCAAUGGACAUUUCAGAGGAGCUCAACCAACAGCUGCAACAGCAGGAGACAUCUUUUAAUAAAGUGAAGGAGGACUAUAGCAAAAGGCUUGUUGAGAGUCAACUGAAGCUGUCUCAAGCUGAGGUCCAGUAUGAAGGGUACAAACAAAGGUCCGAGCAAGCAUUGGCAGACAAAAGCAAGACAUGCGAGCAGCUUCAGGAACAGAUAACGACAGAAAAAUCAAAUAUGGAAGAUAAAAUCAAACACAUGGAGGACACCAUGACAACACAACAGAAAAUGGCAGAAUCCAGAGAAAGUGAAUUGAAAACCAAUUUGUGUAAAAUUCAAGAACAAACUGAAGUUAUACAAGUAAAAUAUGAUACAAAGCUCAAGGAAAUCGAAACUUUGAAGGAAGGUAAUAUGGAAAUAGUGGCCAAAUUGAAAGAACAAAUAAAAAACAAUGAAAAGGAAUUGUCCUCACUUAAUGAGCAAAAAGCUCUUUUGACUGCAGAAAAAGACACUUUGAGUAAAUCAAAUGAUGAAAAACUUGAAAACAUGACCAAAAAUCAAAUUCAAAUGGAACAGAAAUACAAAACUAAAUUAAGUGAAAUCCAGAAUGAACUGAAAAACCAGAAAACAGACCACGAGCAGAUUACCAAAGAACUUCAUGCGAAAUAUGGAGCCAAACUUACAAAAAUUGUUCAGGAUAAAACUAAAGAAAUAGAGGAGCUGCAGAAAUUAUCAGAAGAUCAGAUAGUUCAGAUGGAGACAGUAACUCAGACUGUUGAACAGAAGCUACUUGCUACAACCACAGAGCUACAAACCACAAGGUUCACAUGUGAGAAUAAGGUGAAAGACUCGGAGAAGAAGGUCCAAGAACUACAGAUGAAGGUGACAUACUACGAGGACCAGAUACGCCAACUCCUUGAUGAGCAGAACCAAGGCUUGUCAGAGGAUGAGAGAGAACAACUCUUGGAAGAGGUGGAAAAGUGGAAGAACUUCUACGAACAGUUGCAAGAGAAAGUUGCUCCAUUCCAGGAACAAUUGGAUUCCUUUGAGGCUGAGCGACUGUCACUCUUGGGUCAGAGUCAGAAUGCCCAGAAGGAAAUCUCAAAACUGAGCUCAGAUUAUGCACGUAUUUUGGGCCAUCAGAACCAGAAACAAAAAAUCCACCAUGUGCUAAAGAUAAAAGAAGAAAAUAACAACCUCAAACAUGAGAUGCAGAAAUUGCGAGAUAAUGAGACAAAGUUAAAACGUCAGAUCAGAAAUAUGGAAGCUGAGAAAACAUCAGCUAACAAUCAACCACGACUUAAGUUUGAUCCAUCAAAGGCAUUCCGGCACUCAGGGAAAGAGAAUGAUACACCAUCCUCCCCCAGGGCCCCACUAAAAGAUGGAAACAGAGUGAAAUAAUGAUGUCACAAUGGGGUAGCAUCCAGUGUGUAGACUUUCAUUUUGAAUUGGCUGUUUCCCAACAUAACACAUUCGCAUGCUCUAUGGAAUAUCUCUUACCAUCCAUGAUGCAUGACAUUAUUAGACAGUAUGUUUCAAUGCAAAAUGUGCCAGUAUUUCAAUACAAGCUGUCUCACAUCCAUAUACUCCCGACAAUAGAGAACAAUGUACAACAAACACUGAUUAAGGAUGUGUCUUGACAAUAAGAUGGAUAUCUGGAACUUCGGAACUUUUAUCUAAAUACUUAGGUCAGUCAAAAAGUUUUGAACUGACUUCAUGGGAACACAAUUGAAACAUCCAGCAAGCAUCAAGAAUAAUCAUGGAAUAACCUCUAUUAUGCAUCCAACGAUUUUGAUUAUGAAUGGACAAAAAGUAUUAUAUAAUCCACAUAUAGUAGAUAAAUAUCUAAUCUUGUAUUUUUUCUUCAUUUGACAGACUAUUUAACUGGGGUGAUUUGAGAAAAUUACCAUUGAAUUUAAAAAGGUGCCAGGGAAUGAAGUGUAAGAUAAUACAGUAUUUGUUUUUAAUUUGGCUAUUUUGGAAUAUCAGAUUUAUUGGUGUCUUUAAUUUGGUGGUUUUCCAAUAGGAUAAAUCUCAUAUCUAUUCAAUCUGGCGGCUUUUCAUGUUAGAUUACUAGAUAGUAUAGAGGGGCUCGUUUUAAUUACCGAGAAAACCAUUGUCUACUUUUU